UGCUCUGGUGCUCGUCGUCACUAUGUCGAUGUCACCGCGUGAUGACGAUGCGAGAGACGAUGGCUGCAUCAGGAUUCCUGUACGUGGUGCGCAGCAAACCGUGGAGGUGUACACCGAGGAACUACCAAGCGACUACAACGACGUUGUCGAUGUGCUCAAGGCGGAAAUCGCACCGCUGGAUAUCUGGUUACGUUUUGCGGUGGAGUACUACAGGCAAGGUUCCGAAGAACAUUUCCGUGGUAUCCUGAACGAGAUAAUCGAGGCGCUUACCCCAGACACGGAGAGAUUCUACGCGGACGAUCGAAGGGCAUUCGAUGUCGGUCGAAUUCGCAUCCUCAACGCGCUUGCGGCGGACUCGGUCAAGCAAGCAUCCAAGUGUUCCGACAGGAGCGCACGAGAUGAUGGGUACACUACAGCGCUGAGUCAUCUCACGAGUGCUGACAGGAUUGAUAACAUGUCGGAACUGACAUGGGUAGGGAAAGGCGUGUUUUACCUGUGCCAGGGGGAGCUUGACCGUGCCAAGUACUUCUUCGAAAAUGCUCGCAAGCAACGUCACAACUUCCCGGCGACCCUCGGGGAGGCAGCUGUGAACUUUCACCACGGCAACUACAAACAGGCCCUCGAUCUGUACAGGUGGGAGCCUAACCUAAUCGUUGGGCAUGUUGGUGCGUGCACGCCGUGCGCCCGCGAGGCAAUCCGUGUGAAUCCGGAAUGCUCUGCGUCAGUGCGAGUAGGCCUGGGGCUGUGUUGCUACAAGCUAGGCCAGAUAUCCCGUGCCCAAGCCGCCAUGACCCGUGCGCUUCAACUAGAUCCCCAGAAUGUUCAAGCACUGGUCGGUAGCGCGAUUCUGGAGUUGUCGACCGCCUCUGCCGGGUCACAGGAUGCGGUCAGGAGAAUGGAAAAUGCGAUCAACACGAUUAGCAUGGCGUAUCAUGUGGAUUCCAAGAAUGCAAUGGUUCUGAACCACCUGGCAAAUCACUACUUCUGGACAUGGUCGCCGCUCAAAGCCACUCUCAGCAUUGCGCAAGGUUCGAGGUCAGGGACGGUCAGUGGGGAUCUGAAGGAUGAACUUGUGGCAGGGGACAUCAUCCGCAUAGGAUCUGGGUUCGCGACAGCUGUGGGGAACGAGGGUUUCGAUGGGACUACUUUGCACCUGCGUGAAGAGUUCACGGAACCAUCAGGGGACCAAUUGAAGCUGUUCACGAAGGAUUACCGCAAGGUCGUCGAACUGGCCAGUACCGCGUACGAGAACACAAGUGCGUCAGAAGUCAAGGCUGAGAGCUGCUAUCUCAAGGCGCGGGUGCACCACGCGACAGGGAACCUCAGCGAGGCAAAGCUUUUGUACAAUGAAGCGUGCCACCUGUGGCCUCAAUUUCCUCUUGCGCAGUACGGUAUGGCCCAAAUGCUGGUGAACGAGGGAAGCAUCGAUCCGGCGAUGAAGGCGCUUAACGCGGUACUGGCUGAAGUACCAGACAAUCAGGAGGCACUGGUCCUGCUGGGCGUGUUGUGCGCCAAAAACAAGGACCGCUUGCUCGCGCUGUCAAAGUUUAAGAGGGCCCUUGAGUUGAAUCCUCGUCUGUCGGAUGCAUGGAUCGCUCAAGCACAGGUGCUCCAGGAAGAUCCUGCGGAUCACAAGCUAGCUCUAUCUUCAUACCUGAAGGGGCUGGGAGAUGGUGGAGCCGCCUCUACCGGAACGACUUUUCCGGAAGGUCCGAGCGACCGGAGUGGUUCGCAGACACGCCAAGCCGCCUGGACAAAUAUCGCCGUGUUGCACGAGCACAUUGGAAACGCCGCGGAAGCUAUGACAGCUUAUAGGCAUGCACUCAGCGAGAAGGGCUCUGAAGUAAAACGCACCGACGAUACCGUAGACUCGGAUGCCUUGCUUCGCAUCACUGAUCCCGCUAAUCAGCUGUUCUGGGAGUGGAAAGAACUCCCCGCAACGGCGUCCGUAGUGGAGGGAUCGCGCACGGUGCAGACGUCCGUACCAAUCAGGGGAGCCUUGCGAAAGGGAACACAUGUCCGGGUGGGCGAGCACUACGUUACGACAGCGCAAGGACCCGAGAAGGAUGGUAAGUUUGAGGUUGCAGAUGUGGCGCCCGGUGGAGUGGAUGGUCUGGCGCUGGAAGGACCGCUGUUUAAGAAGGUGCACAAAAUCCGGGUUACAAAGGAAAAUGUGUCCAUGGUGUUCAACCUGGCGUUACUUCACGAGAAGCAGGGCCACCAUGAGGCCGCCCAAGAGCUGCACAAGGCCGUUCUUGCUGAGCACCCGACUUACGUCAACAGUUACCUCCGUCUUGGGGUCAUGGCUCGUGACUCUGGACAAAUUCACGAGGCGAGCAAAUGGUUCAAGCAGGCCUUGGAGGUCGACGGCGAGAACCCGGAUAUAGUUGCUUACAUCGGCAACCUUCACAUGCGCAACUCUGAAUGGGGCCCGGCGCAAAAAAAGUUCGAGAAAAUACUAGAGAUGCCUGGACUUCGGGGAGACAGCUACGCGAAUCUUUCUUUGGGAAACAUAUUCUUCAGCAACCUGGAAGACCGUACGAAAUACGAGAAACAUCUCCUUCACGCCGCAAACUUUUACCACGAAGUCCUCAAAAAGGAUGACGCCAACGCUUUCUCAGCUCGCAAUAUGACCCAGCGUGUUCUACCGUCAUCCGCAUCUCGCUGUGUUGUGUUUUUGCCAGCGAACGGUUUGGGAAUGGUUCUGGCGGAAAAGGGAACGUUAGAUCACGCGAAGGAUGUAUUCGCACGAGUUAGAGAAGUGUCCGCGGAGGUUCUUGGAGACGUUUGGAUCAACCUGGCGCACGUAUAUCUCGCCCAAAACAAACACAACGAGGCCAUUCGUUUGUACCAGAACUGCCUCAAGAAGUUUCACGGUGGGCGAGACCCGAGCUUGCACAUCUACUUGGCUCACGCGUACUUCGACGCGCGCCAGUACAACGACUGCAUGCGAGUGCUGCUCAAGGCGCUGCACGUGUCACCCAACAACCUACAGCUCUGGUACAACCUGGCUCUAGCAAGGGAGACUUUCGCCGUCGCUGUGCUGCAGAAAGAGCAGAAAGGAGAGGCUCGCACUUUGGCUGAGGUGGAGAAUGCCAUCGAAGACCUCAAGGGUGCAACAAAGCUGUUUUCCUGGCUUAAGGACUGUAAACCAGAUAAGACCGGAGGAGUUCGUCACCUGCCGUAUGACGCCAGCAAAGCAGAGAAACACGCCAAGUUCUGCUUUGACAACAUCGAACGUGCCGCUCAGCACCUUAAUCACGAGAAGAUGAAGGCUGACCAACAACAGGAAGUGCACGAGAGGCACCAGCGGGCACUGGAAAAGAUGGUCCAGCAGCGCAAGCAAGAGGAAGAGGAGCAGCGGCGGCGUCAAGAGACCCACGCUCGUGAACGCGAAGAAAGGGCCAAACUGAAGCAGGCAAGCUUGCACAAGCUUCAAGAGAGCUGGACAACGCAAACGCACACGGAGCUGAGCAAGCCCGGAGGUGGGAAAGGGGGGAGAGGAAGGGAGCAAAGCUCGAACCAGGCACCUCAGUAUGAGAGUGGGUCAGAAGAGGAUGCAGAUGUACUCUCUGAAAACGACGACGAUGGGGCAGGGCAGGCCGACAGAUACGGGGAUGGCGCCGGAACGAGCGAUGCGCAGGCGCCCUUGCUGCCGCAACCUAACCUGAAGGACAUCGGGUUAUCGUCAAGCAGUGACGAUUCUGACGACGCGUUCGGGGGUGAGGAAGAGCGUGAGGCCAGCGCAGGGCAAAAGAGAAAAUGGGACAGUGACGAAGAUGAGGCCGGACAGGCGGACCAAACGGCAACCAAGAGGCAAACGAUUGAAGACUUGGAAUAGAUCUCCUCCAUGCACAUGCA
Messenger RNA from Ectocarpus sp. CCAP 1310/34, 3861 nucleotides. The record is from the annotation of a GenBank genome assembly. Lineage: Eukaryota; Phaeophyceae; Ectocarpales; Ectocarpaceae.